Messenger RNA from Fusarium mangiferae, 843 nucleotides. Its product is annotated as related to N-methyltransferases. Gene Ontology annotation, molecular function: rRNA (guanine) methyltransferase activity. The coding region runs from base 1 to 843 and encodes 280 amino acids. The transcript is spliced from 2 exons. Gene Ontology annotation, biological process: rRNA (guanine-N7)-methylation. The record is from RefSeq and is a predicted model, not a curated record. Gene Ontology annotation, cellular component: nucleolus. Lineage: Eukaryota; Fungi; Ascomycota; Sordariomycetes; Hypocreales; Nectriaceae.
AUGUCUCGUCCUGAGGAUACCCUUGCCGCCGACGUCCACUAUGACGAUACCGAAGCGCGCAAGUACACAACAAGCUCCCGAAUCCAAAACAUUCAGGCCUCUAUGACACGAAGAGCCCUCGAACUCCUCGAUCUCAAGUCACCGUCCCUUAUUCUCGACGUUGGCUGCGGCAGUGGUCUUUCCGGCGAGAUCCUCUCCUCAAUCGAGCCCGAAGAAGGCGGCCCUCACACAUGGAUCGGAAUGGACGUCUCACCAUCAAUGCUGGACAUUGCACUACAGAGAGACGUAGAAGGUGAUCUGAUGCUAGCAGACAUCGGCCAAGGCGUACCCUUCCGAGCUGGUACUUUCGACGCAGCGAUCAGCAUCUCCGCUAUCCAAUGGCUCUGUAGUGCCGAAACAAGCGAUACAUCGCCCUUCGGCCGCCUAACCCGCUUCUUCAACGGUCUUUACGCAUCACUCAAGCGCGGCGGUCGAGCAGUCUGUCAAUUCUACCCCAAGAACGAUGAGCAGCGCCACAUGAUCACCCAAGCCGCCGUGAAAGCCGGCUUCGGCGCCGGUAUGCUCGAAGACGACCCCGGCACCAAGAACCAGAAGCUGUACCUCGUCUUGACCGUCGGAGGCGGUGAUAUUCAGAAGAAGGGCGGUGAUAUCACUGGUGUUGUUGAGGGUAUGGAGGGUGUGGAUGUUGAGGAUGCGAGAAGGCAGAUUAAGGCGCAUGCUCCGAAUAUGUCAAAGGGUAGUAAGGCGUGGAUCGUCAAGAAGAAAGAGCAGAUGGAACGGAAGGGAAAGAUUGUUAAGGCGACAUCCAAGUACACUGGACGAAAGCGACGGAUACAGUUUUAG